Messenger RNA from Phacochoerus africanus (Common warthog), 2049 nucleotides. RefSeq names its product dual specificity phosphatase 1 (gene DUSP1). Gene Ontology annotation, cellular component: cytoplasm; nucleus. Gene Ontology annotation, biological process: protein dephosphorylation; negative regulation of p38MAPK cascade; endoderm formation. NCBI's taxonomy places the organism in Eukaryota, Metazoa, Chordata, Mammalia, Artiodactyla, Suidae. Bases 269 to 1372 code for a protein of 367 amino acids. Gene Ontology annotation, molecular function: protein tyrosine/threonine phosphatase activity; MAP kinase tyrosine/serine/threonine phosphatase activity. The record is from RefSeq and is a predicted model, not a curated record. The transcript is spliced from 4 exons.
AAGCGCGCUUCCCGCGGGUCUGACUCGCCGUGAAGGACGUUGGGGUUGUAGGUUCUACGCGGGUUGGAGGGGCAGGCAGGGGAGCAGUAAGGAACCCGAGGCGGUCGAGAGACCCGCACGAAGACCCUUCGCUCAGCCCAGAGGCAGUUUGGAGUUUGGCUUAAAGAAAACGAGGGUCAGGCUUUUCCUCGAAAGCCGUCGCCCUCCCCUUGGCUUCCGAGGACAAAGAGCACAAGAAGACUUCACGCUGGGGGCGCUGGGGCCGGCCAUGGUCAUGGAAGUGGGAUCCCUGGACGCCGGAGGCCUGAGGACGCUGCUGCGGGAGCGCGCGGCGCAGUGUCUGCUGUUGGACUGUCGCUCCUUCUUCGCUUUCAACGCCGGCCACAUCGCCGGCUCCGUCAACGUGCGCUUCAGUACCAUCGUGCGGCGCCGGGCCAAGGGCGCCAUGGGCCUGGAGCACAUCGUGCCCAACGCGGAGCUGCGCGGCCGCCUGCUGGCCGGCGCCUACCACGCCGUGGUGCUGCUGGACGAGCGCAGCGCUGCCUUGGAGUGCGCCAAACGCGACGGCACCCUGGCUCUGGCCGCCGGAGCGCUCUGCCGCGAGGCGCGCGGCGCGCAAAUCUUCUUGCUCAAAGGAGGAUAUGAAGCUUUUUCUGUUUCCUGCCCGGAGCUCUGCAGCAAACAGUCGACCCCCAUGGGGCUCAGCCUUCCCCUGAGUACUAGCGUCCCUGACAGCACCGAAUCAGGGUGCAGUUCUUGCAGCACUCCACUCUACGAUCAGGGUGGCCCAGUGGAGAUCCUGCCCUUUCUCUACCUGGGGAGUGCCUACCAUGCUUCUCGCAAGGACAUGCUGGAUGCCUUGGGUAUCACUGCCUUGAUCAACGUCUCGGCCAACUGUCCCAACCAUUUUGAGGGUCACUACCAGUACAAGAGCAUCCCCGUUGAGGACAACCACAAGGCAGACAUCAGCUCCUGGUUCAAUGAGGCAAUCGAUUUCAUCGACUCCAUCAAGAAUGCCGGCGGAAGGGUGUUUGUCCACUGCCAGGCGGGCAUUUCCCGAUCGGCCACCAUCUGCCUCGCUUACCUCAUGAGGACUAACCGAGUCAAGCUGGACGAGGCCUUUGAGUUUGUGAAGCAGAGGAGAAGCAUCAUCUCCCCCAACUUCAGCUUCAUGGGCCAGCUGCUGCAGUUUGAGUCCCAGGUCCUGGCCCCGCACUGCUCGGCGGAGGCUGGGAGCCCGGCCAUGGCCGUGCUGGACCGAGGCGCCUCCACCACCACCGUCUUCAACUUCCCCGUCUCCAUCCCCGUCCACCCCACGAACAGUGCGUUGAGCUACCUUCAGAGCCCCAUCACGACCUCUCCCAGCUGCUGAAAGGCCACGGGAGGUGAUCUUCACAACCCAUUGGGACUCCAGGCUCCUUCUUGCAAGGAGACAUGCAAUAACUCCAAGGAAGGGGGCUCGCGAGGGCUGGUCCUUCCUUAUUUAAUUUCAUCCGAAUUCCACUGGGUUCCUGGGCGGUCCUGGGGAUGACUUAGUGCCAAGACCGUCUGCUGAACUCAGCACAUUGGGGACCAACAUGCCGUGGGUGCAUCAAGUCUCUGACAAAAGGGGCAGAAGAGAGAGGACUCGGUGUGCGAGCCGAUUUUUUUCUGCUGGGCCCUGUUUCCUGAAGAAACUUCAUGCUUGACAUACCUACCAGUGUUACCAUUCCCAAUGACACAUACGUAUGAGACUGGACUUGAUUUUAUUUAUUUUUGUGUCGGUGAUCUGCCUUCACAGUUGUCAGCGUCUACUCCUAGAAGAACCAUAUACCUCAAUUUUUGUGUUUGAGUACUGUAACCUCUUGUAAAUAGAUCCUGAGCAGGUUUGUUUUCAGCACUGAUGGAAAGCACCAGUGUUGGGUUUGUUUGUUUUUUAAGUUGCCAACAGUUGUAUGUUUGCUGAUUAUUUAUGACCCGAAAUAAUAUAUUUCUUCUUCUACGAAGACAUUUUGUUACAUAAGGAUGACUUUUUAUACCGCAGAAUAAAUUAUGGCAUUUCUAUGGAAA